AUGAUUGAAUUUAUUGAUAACAUAAAACUUCAAGGGAUAAAACUUUCCUUUCCUAAACCAGAAUGUUUUUUAUCUAGGCAUUAUUAUUCCUCAUGUAUUCCCCUUGCACAUUGAAAACAUGUUUUUGGCUGCUGGGCUAUUAGCUCUAUUAAGUUUGCAGGUUCUUCUCAAUCUAAUUCGAACGAUUCAACCUAUAAGCAUUCGGUUGUUGAUUAA
Molecule: messenger RNA, 216 nt
Organism: Blepharisma stoltei
Lineage: Eukaryota; Ciliophora; Heterotrichea; Heterotrichida; Blepharismidae
Source: the annotation of a GenBank genome assembly